Molecule: messenger RNA, 1560 nt
Organism: Papaver somniferum (opium poppy)
Lineage: Eukaryota; Viridiplantae; Streptophyta; Magnoliopsida; Ranunculales; Papaveraceae
Product: putative disease resistance RPP13-like protein 1
Exons: 1
Coding region: 1-1560 (519 amino acids)
Source: RefSeq, a predicted model, not a curated record
AUGAUGGAAGGCCUUCCAAUGCCAAGGCAAGCUGGAGGAUUAAUUAAUAUACAAUAUUCUCCCGUAUUUACCAUAGUAGGAAAUAAGUACCAUGAGUUUGGUACUAAAAGUACUUUAAAUCAUCUUGGUUAUAAAUUUUGUAUUGGUAACCUGGAGAAUUUAAGUUCCAAAGAAGACGCCGAAGAAGCACGUAUAGGGGAAGAACAAAACAUCGUCUGGUUGGAAUUGCACUGGCCUUGGCGGCGGACUGAAAGUUGUGUCCCUAAUGAUCUUGAAGUGUUACAAGGCCUCCAACCUCAUCGGAAUCUUCAAAAAUUGGGAAUCUACGAAUACGCGAGUUUGAGUUUCCCCACGUGGAUGAUGGAUCUGAAUAAUUUACUUCCUAAUUUGGUAAGUGUCGUUCUGGAAAAUUGCUCCAAAUGUGAAGAACUUCCGCCACUCGGGUUACUUCCUUUUCUUAAGGUUCUUAAACUAGAGGGAUUUUUGGCAUUGAAACGUAUUGGAAGAGAAUUCUUCGUUGGCUAUAGUACCAGUGAGUUGUUUUUCCCUUGUUUGGAAGAUCUCUCUAUACUUCAUAUGGAAAACUUAGAAGAAUGGAAUGAACACAUUUCUAAAUCUUUAUCAUCACAUUCUUCUUCUAAUACUUCUUCAAGUUUUCCUCUUCUUGAGAAGUUGAAGGUCAUAUCCUGCCCCAAGUUAAGGAUCAUGCAAACCCGAAUUUCACAUCUUAAAGAGCUGGAGAUUGAAUACUGUACUGACGAAGCAAUAAAUUCACUGGUAGAGAGCAAUAUAACGUCUCUUACCUCUGUUUGCAUUAGGGAGUGUGACAAGCUUGUGUUUCUUCAUUCAAAAAUGCUUGAGGGAAACUCUAUCAUUGAUUAUCUGGUGGUUGAUGAGUGUUCUAAUUUUAAGGGCUUCAAUGUUGAUCAAGACAGUGAGGAAGAGGAGAAAAAAGAGAAUACUACUCUCCGCAGUUUAACACUGCAUAGUUGUCCUUUAAUCUCUUUGCCAAAUAUCUCAAGAUUUAAUUAUUUGAUUGAAUUAAACCUCGAAGACUGUGGAAAUUAUCAAGAGUCUUUCCCAAGUAGUAUUGAAAACCUACCCAGACUUGAAAUUCUGACUAUAGGUCCUUUUUCAGAUGAGUUAGACUACUUUCCGUUCCCUGCCGCUAAUAUUAUUGAAGAAACAAGUGGCGGCGUUUACUUUCCAUCACUUGUUUCCUUAUCUGUUAAGGGAUGGUAUGAGCUUAAUAGUCUGCCAGAUCAAAUACAAUAUAUCACCUCUUUACAAUUUCUGUCUAUCUCUUCUUUUGAUUCUCUGGAGGUUCUGCCCGAGUGGUUGGGGAACAUGGUUUCUCUUAUGUUGUUGAAAUUAUACCGGUGCGAUAAUCUGGAGUAUUUUCCUUCCAAAGAGCAGAUGUUACGCCUCACCUCGCUACGACGGCUGGAAAUUGAAGGCUGCCCUAUCUUGGAGGAGAAAUUUGAAGAAGGAGGUGAAGAGCACUACAAGAUAUCCAACAUUCCUGGUGUUUACAUAGAACGAGAUCUGGUUUUUUAUUGA